Molecule: messenger RNA, 1068 nt
Organism: Anthonomus grandis grandis
Lineage: Eukaryota; Metazoa; Arthropoda; Insecta; Coleoptera; Curculionidae
Exons: 2
Coding region: 102-794 (230 amino acids)
Source: RefSeq, a predicted model, not a curated record
UCGUUUUUCUAUCAGUGCGUCUAUUAGUAUUAAGGAUGUUCGUGUAAUUCGGUUCGGAUUCAAACUUUUUAAAGUUCAGUGAUUAUAAUACUGGUUUAACUAUGAGUGAUUCUCCAGAUUCCGAUGCAACAAAAGAGCUAGGACAAGAUAAAAACAAACAAGUAUUAUUUGUUACUCUACUUGAAAGUUAUCAAAUUUUAUUUGAUAAAAAGAUGACACCAAAAAUUAAAAACGAAAAAGAAGAUGCACUAAAAAAAUUAACAACUGGUUUUAAUAAAAUAAUGGGAAAAAACCUAGACACAAAACAAAUUUUGAAAAAGUUUAAAAACAUGAAAACAAAGGUUAAGAAAAUAGUUGACUUGAAAAAAAGUGGAAAUAAAAGAAUUGUGCUGACGGAAUGGCAAAAAAAAUUCUACGACUUAUGGAAUGUAGGAGAAAACCCAGUUCUACACAGAGUACCAGGUGCAUGUCAGGCCGGUGUAAGCAAUGAGAUUGAUGUUUCCUUCCAAAACAGUGAAGAUAACUUCCUCAGUUCUAAAUCUGGCUCCAAGCAAGUUAAAGUCAUGACACCUAAAGGUUCUAAAGCAGCUGAUAAGGAGGAGACACUUAUUCAACUACAAAACACCUGUCUACAAAAAAAAAUUGAAGCAGCCGAAUCCCAAAUUUCUGCUUCUCGAGCUCAACAGUCUUCAGCCGAAGCUCAGGAACGGGCCGCGAUUGCAUUGGUAAAUUUUGCCAAAGCUGGUGGGCAGUUAGUUGACCAUUUAAUUAGGCGGGACAUGUUGGAUUAUUAACAGGAAUAUAAAAUCUACGUAUGAACCCAUAAUUUAAAUAUAAUAUGAGGGUUAGGUAUUCACCAUCGGUUGCCUUAAUGUAUGAUAUCCCCCAACAUACAUUAUUAAUGAUGUCCUCAGAGAGAAAAGCGUUUUAACAAAAGAUGGCGAAUGCGCCGGAAUAAGGGAUCUGAUUUGCUAUUUUAAAGCUGUUGAAUAAUAUUUUUAUUUAAAGAUAUAUAUUUCAACUUUUUCUUCAAUAAUUAAAUUUGGUUUUUUUUUCAUAGAAAUUAUU